This is a messenger RNA of Parnassius apollo (apollo), 678 nucleotides long. The record is from the annotation of a GenBank genome assembly. NCBI's taxonomy places the organism in Eukaryota, Metazoa, Arthropoda, Insecta, Lepidoptera, Papilionidae.
AUGGACAAUUGGUAUAACCAAUUGCUCUUAACGAGAUAUCUUAAAAGCCGGUGUACAGAUGUAUUGGGCACGAUAAGCCGCCGGCGAAAGGGGAUACCACAUGCUAUAAAGGAUUUGAACCCGAAGCAGCUGGAGCGUGGGGUGUCUGUAGGUAGACAUUGCGGUGACAUCGCGUUGGUGGCGUGGAAAGACGUCAAACUUGUCACCGUUUUGUCUACCUACCACCAACAUGAGAUGGUACCGGGAAGACGUGCUGGACAGGCGGUCCUGAAGCCAACAGUGGUUCAGGAGUACAACCGAUACAUGGGAGGCGUAGACUUGAAAGAUCAAAAGUUGUCUAUGUUCUUAUUAGAACGGAAAAGAAACCGGAAAUGGUACAUGAAAGUGUUUAAAAGGCUGUUAAACACCAGUCUUUUAAACGCUUUCAUUAUUUAUUUGCGGAACCCCAUGUAUCGCAUGUAUUCCCACCGCCAGUUUAGGCUGAAGGUCGCCGAAGGGCUAUUGAGCCGAUACCCACGCGUUUCCUCGGUGCCACCCAGAGUACCGAAUCAACUGCAACGGCUUGUUCUUCGUUUGGAACUUCGUUGGGGAAUCACUUCCCUAUUUAUACAGAAGCUGAUUCGAGGCCGGGAAAAAAGAAUCGCAAGCAAUUGCGUUGUGUUCGGUGCACUGCUCUAA